UUCCGGUGCGCCAUUUUAAGCUGUCUGGCGCAAGUUCCACUGGGAAGAUGGCGGGUGAAACUGGUUGAGUUUUUUAAGGCUUGCUAAAUAUGAGUUUAUGUCGAUAACCGAAACGCGUCGCUGCUGUUGGUUGUGCUAAAAGCUCGGCGGUGUGUUGAAGCGCAGCGCGCGAGUUGGCGAUGUCUGCCGAAGUCCUCAGACCCGGGCCGGUGGCCGGUGGAGGCAGUAAGCUAGGUGAGCUGAUCGGGAAGCUCCACGAGUACUUGGCAGCAACCACAGAAGACAAGACUGAACCUCCUUUACCUGGACACUGGAAUGGAACUACGGCCAAGGAAUACUUGGAGCAGCAGGCUCAUGCCCAGUCCAGUGGUGCCUCAGAAGUGGGAAUGUUGUCGUCAUCUCGUUCGAGAAGGAAACCGGCUGUUGUCACCAAACACAGUGGGAUGAACGAGUCAGAUGCUUCGUCUGAGAGUGGAGCUGAAGAUGUAAUGUCAGUCCACUCCAGUGACCCAGACACCAACAUCCUACCCAAAGGAACGGUGUUUGUGCUGCCGGAGCCGGUGGGUAAUGAAGCUCGUGAUGAUUUCCGUGGUCCAGAAUUCCGCAGUAGACGUGUUUACAAGCAGCACAGAGAUGGUGUUGACAGACGCAGAGGAGGAUAUGAGAUGGAGAGGGUAAACUGCACAGCGUGUGGUCAGCAGGUGAAUCAUUUCCAGCGUGACUCAGUCUACAGGCACCCAAUGCUAAAAGUCCUCAUCUGCAAGAGUUGUUAUAAGUAUUAUAUGAGUGAUGACAUCAGCAAAGAUUCAGAGGGAAUGGAUGAGCAAUGCAGGUGGUGUGCAGAGGGAGGCAGUCUGAUUGGCUGUGAUUACUGCAGUAAUGCCUUCUGUAAGAAAUGUGUUCUGCGUAACCUGGGGAGGAAGGAACUGUCCACCAUCCUCGAGGAGGAGAGGAAGUGGUACUGUUACGUGUGCAGUCCUGAGCCCUUGGUGGAGCUGGUUUUGGCCUGUGAUUCGGUUCUAGAGAACCUGGAGCAGGCUCAGAAACGCGUCUCCCGUCCUGAGCCGAACUCGGUCCGGGGGAGGGCUAAUAAGGGUGGUCGUGGAGCAGCCUAUCUGAUGGGGGCGGUACCCUCUGCAGGUCUCUACCAGCGAAUGCAGCGGUUUGUAGAUGUCACUACAUCUCUGAGCCAUUCCUUCAAGGCAGUCGUUCAAAGCGAAAGAGAAGGGGAAGGAAACCGGAUGGAGAGAAUUGGGCAGCUAAGGAUGUUCCGCGCUGUGCUGGAUGAUCUGCAAGCCGCCAACAGUGCAUUACAGGAAGCCUUGGACCAUGAGCUGAGAGGGUCAAAACGUGCCAGUGGAACGCAUAAGCCAAAAGCGAAGGGCAGACGGAAAAAGGGAAUGGCAUCACGGAGCCCAGAAGUCACUAAAAAGCUGGUGGUUAAACUCACUCCUGUACCGGUCAGCCCAAAACCCAUCAGCAGUACAUGUCUUUCCAUUCAUCCACCACCUGACAGACCAACAAUAAAGAGUGGGGUGACAGAUGGCGCACUGGAAGAAAGUGGGACAUUGGUGGAGAUGGAGAAGGGGAUGGAAAUGGAGGGAACAACUGAGAGAGGAGAAGAUGUGGAAAAUUAUUGUGUUAAUAAUGACGAGGAAGAGGAGGAGGAGGAGGAAGAAGAUGAGGAGGAGGAGGAGGAAGAGGACCAAACUGACCCAAAAAGUUUGUCUUUAUCUGAGGAGAACAAGCGUUCCCCACGUGUGAAAACUACACCACGUCGGCGGCGGACGAACACGAGCACCACAGCGGAGCAUGCUGGUUUACCUGAGGACUCUGAUUCUGAUGAGGUGCCUGAAGUGCUGCUCCAGACCGCCGCUACCAUGGCAAACAGUGAGGAAGAGGGCUUGGUAGGUAGCAGUUGGGACGGGGAUGAGGUAAACCAGCAAGUCAGAAAGCAGCGUCUCUUUGGACUGGUUAAAACCACACCUCCUGACAGAGGUACUCGUAAGCGGAAUCUCAAAGAAAGAUCCUCAUCGUCCUCAUCGUCCUCUUCUGCAUCUUCAAGAAGGGGCUCCCAGGACCAAGGGUCAACGGUUAGAAUGACCAGGGGAAGAGCCCGCAAAGUUGCCAGGAUGACGGGACAGAGCGGGAGUUCCUCAAGUGAGGUGGGAGGACAGGAACUGGAGAGUGGGCCGAGCAGUGACUCUGACGAUCAGAAAAUCAAACCGCUGACAGAGGGCGUCACUUUGCUGGGCUCUGGAAAUUUCCAGCAGUCUUCCGGUGAUGAGAUGGACAUCCAGCCAGGUCCGUCUUUGUCUGUGGAGGACGAUGAUUUAGAAAAUAGAAUUGCGAAGAAGAUUCUACUGGCUCAGAUUAGAGCUAACCUCUCGUCUGCUUCUGAGCUGGACGCCAGCUCUGAUGAACAAUCAGAAAGCACAAGAGAAGAGCAGAAGAAGAGCAAGACCAAAACAUCAGAGACAACAGAAGAGGAAGAUAACGAUGGCUCAGAUUGCAGUGGGUCACAGUCAGGGUCACGGCACCGGCACCGAUUGCUUCGACAUGGUCUUACUUUAUCAGAAGCUGAAGUAAAAAGUCAAAAGCAAGAGGUGAAGAAGAAGAAAGAAAGAGAAGUCCAAGAAUCAGAAUGUGUUGUUGUGAGUAGUGAUGAAUCAAGCGAAACGAGCAUAUCGAGUGGCGUGUAUGACGAACUCAGCCAUUCAGAGUGUGAGGAAAUGGGGUCUCAGUCACCCACUCAUAAUGAGACGUUUCAGAGUCCAUCACGCACACCUGACAGGAGCACCACUGCUGAUAAUGAUGACUCUCCAACCGCUGAGGAGCAUUUGAAGGGCACUCCGCGAGGGCGGAGGCAGAUUAGGCCGCUUCUAGAGGUGGGUCAGCUGGCCAAGGAGACGCAGAGCGCUCUGAAAGAAGAGGAGGAGCGCAGGAGGAGAUUAGCGGAGAGAGAAAAACAGAGAUUGGAAAUUGAGAGGAGAGAACGAGAAGAUGCAGAUUCAGAGGUCAUCUUAGUGUCUGAGAAACCGGCGAAUAGCUUCGCACCGUUGGUUCUCGAGCAAGAUGAUGUAACACAUAAGCCCGUGCUGCAAGUGCACAUGCACUUUCUGAGCAAACUCAAACCGCACCAGCGAGAGGGUGUGCGGUUCAUGUGGGACUGUUGUUGUGAGUCCAUUCAGAGUGUGAAGACAACUCCAGGCUCUGGCUGUAUUCUGGCCCACUGCAUGGGUCUGGGAAAGACUUUUCAGGUCAUUGUGUUCCUUCACACAGUGCUGCUAUGUAAAGAGCUGCCACUGAAAAGGGCUCUGGUGGUGUGUCCUCUUAACACAGUGCUGAACUGGAGGAGUGAGUUUGACCAGUGGCAGAGGGGCUUAAGACCCAACGUACUGAGGGUGUCAGAACUGGCUACAGUAAAGUCUGUGCCUGUUCGUGUUGAGCUCUUAAAUGACUGGUUUACAAAUGGUGGAGUCAUGAUCAUGGGUUAUGAGGUUUUCCGCAUACUGACGCACACAGACAGUGUGAAAUACAGCAAACACAAGGAAGCCUUCCGCUCAAUGCUCCUGGAUCCAGGCCCUGAUCUGGUGGUGUGUGAUGAGGGUCAUGUCCUUAGGAACGCAGACUCCAGCAUCUCAAAAGCCAUACGAGCUCUACGCACACGUAGGAGAAUCAUAUUGACGGGAACACCGCUUCAAAACAACCUUACUGAGUAUCACUGCAUGGUGAACUUCAUUAAGGAGAACCUGCUGGGUUCUCUAAAGGAGUUCCGGAACCGAUUUAUUAAUCCAAUUCAGAACGGCCAGUGCGCAGACUCCACCCCUGCUGAUGUCAGACUGAUGAAGAAUAGAUCGCACGUCCUCCAUCAGAUGAUGUCAGGAUUCAUACAGAGGCGGGACUACUCAGUCUUGAUGUCCUGUUUGCCACCAAAGCACGAGUAUGUGCUGUCAGUCAGGAUGACACCUUUGCAGUGUCGGUUAUACACGCACUAUCUGCAGAACUACACAGGUAAAGGAGCAGGUGUGAACAGUUUGUUUCAGGACCUUCAUGUUCUGAGUUUGAUAUGGACUCAUCCCUGGUGUCUUAAACUUGCUCAGCUGAGCAGGAAUAAGGGCAAAGAGGAAGGGCCUGCUCCUGUCUUCACAGGUCUGGGUGCAGGUUUGGUGAGCGAUUCUGCAAAGCCAAAUGACUCUGAAGGAAGAGCGGCAGCAACCACAGGCUUAGUGGGUGAUGGAGAGAAAAAUACUGAUCCAGUCUCCUUGGACAGUGGGGCCAAUCAAAUCCCUCAAAAUCCACAAAAUCCUGAUGUCACAAACACAGCCACAAUGGGAAUUUCUGGAUUUGUUGUGGGUAACGGGCCAUCUGCCGACUGGUAUCUGCCGUUUGUAACAGCGGCUGAUGCCAAAGUGCUGGAGCAUUCUGGGAAAUUGCAGUUGCUACUGGAGAUUUUACACUGGGCAGAGGAACUACAGGACAAAGUGUUGGUGUUUAGUCAGUCUCUGAUAUCACUGGACCUUAUUGAGAGUUUCCUCCUGUAUGCAGAUGAGACCAGGGGAAAUAUAUGUUGUCCAUACAAAGGAAACAAAUCGUGGGUUAAAAAUAAAGACUAUUAUCGUUUGGACGGCACCACCAGUGCUUGUGCUCGCAAGAGAUGGGCUCAGGAGUUUAACAACACCAAAAACAUAAGAGGGAGGUUGUUUCUGAUCUCCACUCGUGCGGGGUCUCUGGGAAUCAAUCUGGUCGCUGCAAACCGGGUUGUGGUGUUUGAUGCCUGCUGGAAUCCGUCAUAUGACAUCCAGAGCAUCUUCAGAGUCUACCGCUUUGGACAGAAAAAAACUGUAUAUGUGUACCGUUUUCUGGCCCAGGGGACGAUGGAACAGAACAUUUAUGAGCGGCAAGUUGCUAAACAGUCUCUGUCCUCUCGUGUUCUGGACCAGCAGCAGAUUCAGAGACACUUCACACACAGUCAGUUAAGUGAGCUGUACUGCUUCCGGCCAGACCUACGGCCCAGUAAACACACAGAAAUGCCUGUGGAUGACCUGUUGGCCCAGCUGCUGCAGAGCUGUGAGCAGCUCAUAGUAAGUUAUCAUGAGCACAACUCACUGUUAGACCACCGGGAGGAAGAGGAGCUGAGCGAGGAAGAGCGCAGAGCGGCCUGGGAUGAAUACCGUGCAGAAAAGAAGGCCUCUGUACAGAACUCCAAUGAACCUGCCCCCAAAAACAUCAACCAGGGAUUACAGUUCUUUCAUCUUCAGCAGGCUCUGGCUUCUCGAAACUUAGCCUUUUUAACCAACAGUGUUCCUUCAACAACUUCAUUGCCUGUGAAACAAGCCACUGGCCAACGUUCUGCUGCUUGGAGCACAUAUAACAACACCAACAUCUCAUUUCGACUUGAGCAACCCAAUGUGGUUUCCUCAGGUUCAAAGACAAACACAUAACCUGGUCCCGCUCUCCUCCGAAAACACAGUUUGUGUUGGACUUGUUAUCAAUAAGCUGCUGUAAAUAUCGGCAAUAUGAAUGUAACUUUAGCAUCAGAACACUGAAUGGAGACCUGCUGUCAGAAUUACUACUGAGUGUGACUUAAAUUUGAAUCUCAAAGCAACACUACUUCUUUACUGUACUUGAAUGGUGUGUCUGAGACCGUCUGCGUUUCUAGCUACCUCAAGACCAGUUUGAGUAUGAAGACUAGUCCUCAGCACAAGUAUGUGCUUUUGGACACAAACAGUGGGGUUCAGUAGCCUGCAUACAGAGUCUGUUGCUAAUACAUUUUGUGUUUAUUAAAAAAUAGAAUAAUUUCGUUUAAAAUUUCAGCGCUCAGUUUGUGUUACGAGCAUUCUUUGUUCAAUUGCUUUGUAUUAGAAAUAAAGACAUAAAAAUCA
Messenger RNA from Labeo rohita (rohu), 5885 nucleotides. Its product is annotated as transcriptional regulator ATRX-like. Gene Ontology annotation, cellular component: nucleus. The transcript is spliced from 34 exons. Gene Ontology annotation, molecular function: ATP binding; ATP-dependent chromatin remodeler activity; ATP hydrolysis activity. The coding region runs from base 180 to 5444 and encodes 1754 amino acids. NCBI's taxonomy places the organism in Eukaryota, Metazoa, Chordata, Actinopteri, Cypriniformes, Cyprinidae. The record is from RefSeq and is a predicted model, not a curated record.